This is a messenger RNA of Oryzias latipes (Japanese medaka), 2668 nucleotides long. It is a transcript of the gene pdha1a, whose product is annotated as pyruvate dehydrogenase E1 subunit alpha 1a. Gene Ontology annotation, cellular component: intracellular membrane-bounded organelle. Lineage: Eukaryota; Metazoa; Chordata; Actinopteri; Beloniformes; Adrianichthyidae. Gene Ontology annotation, molecular function: pyruvate dehydrogenase (acetyl-transferring) activity. Gene Ontology annotation, biological process: pyruvate decarboxylation to acetyl-CoA. The record is from RefSeq and is a predicted model, not a curated record.
CAGUACUGUCCACGCUACAGUCAUUACAGGCGCAGAAGAAGAAUGCUGCCGGAAGGACAGGGGCUUUAGGAAGGACGGAUUUCUGCCGACUGGAACCGAACCGGGAAAGAUGCUGACUAAUAUAUCCAGUCUGUUGAGGGCUUGCGCUCAGAAGAGUGGCGCUGCAGCAGCAGUCUCCGUGCGCUCCUAUUCAGACUUCACAACCCAGGCUACUUUUGAAAUAAAGAAAUGCGACCUCCAUAAACUGGAUGAGGCUCCGGCCACUGAGGUGGUGAUGACUCGUGAGGAGGGCCUGAAGUAUUACCAUAUCAUGCAGACCAUCAGGCGGAUGGAGCUGAAGGCUGACCAGCUGUAUAAGCAGAAGAUCAUCAGAGGGUUCUGCCACUUGUAUGAUGGCCAGGAAGCCUGUGCUGUUGGUAUCGAAGCAUCCAUUAAUAUGAGCGAUCACCUGAUCACUGCGUACCGUGCCCACGGCUACACCUACACCCGGGGAGGCACUGUGAAGAAGAUUAUGGCUGAACUCACAGGUAGAAGAGGAGGUAUUGCAAAGGGCAAAGGAGGUUCUAUGCACAUGUAUUGUAAAAACUUCUAUGGUGGAAACGGAAUCGUUGGAGCUCAGGUUCCUCUUGGUGCUGGUGUGGCGCUGGCCUGCAAGUAUCAGGGCAACAAUGAGCUUUGUGUCUGUCUGUACGGGGAUGGUGCUGCCAACCAGGGUCAGAUUUUUGAAACGUACAACAUGGCAUCUCUGUGGAAGUUGCCCGUCAUCUUCAUCUGUGAGAACAACAGGUACGGCAUGGGCACAUCAGUGGAGCGAGCUGCAGCCAGCACAGACUACUACAAGAGAGGAGAGUUUAUUCCUGGACUUAGGGUUGAUGGGAUGGAUGUUCUUUGUGUUCGUGAAGCAACAAGGUUUGCAGCCGAACACUGCCGGUCUGGCAAGGGCCCCAUUCUCAUGGAACUGCAGACAUACCGCUAUCACGGCCACAGCAUGAGCGAUCCUGGCAUCAGCUACCGGACCCGUGAGGAGAUCCAGGAGGUUCGCAGUAAGAGUGACCCCAUCUCUCUGCUGAAGGAUCGUCUCCUCAGCAACAACAUGGCAAGCGUGGAAGAGUUGAAGGUGAUUGAUGUGGAGGUGAGGAAAGAAAUUGAAGAUGCUGCUCAGUUUGCCACCACAGAUCCAGAGCCACCUCUGGAUGAAUUGUGCAAUCACAUGUUUUCCAACAAUCCACCGGUGGAGGUGCGUGGCACGAACCCGUGGGCCAAGCUCAAGUCUGUUAGCUAAACUCUUUGUUCUUCUGUUACCUCAUCAGCCCAAAACAUAUUCAAUACCCAUUUUAUUUGUAAGUAAAUCACUAACAGCUACAUUGUACCAAAAGUUCUAACCUCAGUUGAAUUCAUGAAAUCUGCAUUUAAACAGCUGGAGGGCCUUUAGCACAUUUGCAGAAACUCAGUCUUUGUCUUUUCCUGUCUGGGAUUAUUCAUAUCUGCACAAAUCGUUUUUGAGUUGUAGAACAUACUCCAUGUUCUUGACAUUGCUGUAAUGUAUGGUGACCCUUUGUAAUACAUUUUAAAUGUUACAGAAAAAUAAUGUGAGAAAUUAUGUUUUAUAAUUUGGAUAAACCUCAGAUAGACCUCAAGUGAAUUUUCUCCAACUGUUUCAUUGAGGAAUUUCUUUUAUUUUACCUUAUCUAUUGAUAAAAAAAAAAAAAAUUACUUCACCUUUUAAAUUAGUUUUAUGUACUGAGGUUUACAUACUAAUAAUUCACAGAACAUUGCAACUCUGUAAAAUGUGUUUGAAACAUCCUGUCAUCAAUCUUGGUAUCUGUGGGUAAAAGGUUCAGUCCUCACGUGUUCUCUGAAAUAAAAAAGCAAAGUGGCUCCUCCUCUCAAAAAAACAUUGUGUCCUAAAAAACUCUUCUUUUUCACAUAAAUCUACACAAUAACUGUAUAAUUCACUCAACAUUCUUUUGUCCCCGUGGAUACAGAAACAUGACAAAAGGUAGCAGGUUAGUGCUUGACUGUUUUGCUUUUUUUAUAAACCAGUUUUUCUUUUUGUGUAUAAAAAGGGGCAAAGAAAACACUAAAAACAUUUAUUUUGCCAAACCAAAGAUCUGCCUGACAGACCUGCAGCUAUGAAGCGAAAGGAUGGGGCUCUGAAGCAGGACUGGACUGUUUACAUCUGUAUUCAUUUGAGUAAACCCACAUUUUGAGCUCAGUCUUUUUGUUUUCCAUAUUUGAGAAAAGGUCAUUGGAUUCCCCUUAGCAACUGCAGGAAGCAUAAAACUGGUCACAUCAGAUAAUUGAUGUACAUCCAUCCAGGUGUGAUGGUGAAGUUCCCUUUUCAAACCUAAGAAACAUGAGACAUUGAGUUUUUAGCUCUGCCAUAGCUAACUUACAAUUUUUGAGGAUAACUGUAAGAAUAAAUUGUUUUUGGUUUAAAAAAUUUCAGGUUCACGUUGAUUGUUUUAUGAAACCCCUUAGGCAGACCAGAAGCCGGGGGGGGGGGUGUUCUUAAUACAAAAUGUUGCUUUUCACUUAUCAAUUCAAGUCUUUGUUCAACUUGAAGUGGCUGAUGUGAUUAUUUGGGGAAAACUGUUGCAUUAUGGGGAGAUGUAAUUAAUGCAAGGGAAGAAUUUAUGUUUCUGUGUAAUAAAAAUGUUGGAAGAUA